Molecule: messenger RNA, 6881 nt
Organism: Liolophura sinensis
Lineage: Eukaryota; Metazoa; Mollusca; Polyplacophora; Chitonida; Chitonidae
Product: rap guanine nucleotide exchange factor 1-like
Exons: 21
Coding region: 803-4315 (1170 amino acids)
Biological process (GO): Ras protein signal transduction
Cellular component (GO): plasma membrane
Molecular function (GO): guanyl-nucleotide exchange factor activity
Source: RefSeq, a predicted model, not a curated record
AAUAGCUGACAUGUUUACGCGUCUGCCAGAAAAACUGGGUUAUACCUCUUCUUCGGAUUACAUCUGGAGGAACUCCUUGUGCUAUCCUUCCAGCGACCUGUAGUCUGAUUGUGAAGUGAGACGAGGCAACGUUAUAUUUGAUCAUUACACCUGGAGGCUUUCAGGAUGGUCGUUACCUGUCUAUCCCAGUUUAUUGAAGUCAAUUAGCAAGCUUUGUUUUGUGGGAGGAUUCAGUUGACAGCUCGCUAUUAAACUUUCUAAAAGGAUUAUGGAUGAAUUGUGUGGCUGUUCACUGUGACAAGUACUAAUUGAAUACGUUCAUUUAGCUGGGAUUACCUGAUAUAUGUCAAGUACUUUCACAGGGUACUGGGUGUCUUUACCUGAGCUGUAUGUACAUGUAUUGUUGGACUAUUAACAGGACAUAUAUAUGUGUGAUGGAGAUUUCUUGCAAUUAUGGUACAUUGGCGGGUAAAUCCAUGUGCAUAUGUAUGCAUUGACGUACUGAAACCUAUCUUUGCACCUUUAUUACCUGCACAUGUACACAGGAACAGGAGUUGGCCGUAAUUAAGGUUAUUUGACGUACACAUUUCUUCCUGGUAAACUUUUGAUGUCGACCAAAAUCAAAUACAUUCAUUUUAGUUUCAGUCGACAACUCUGUUUAAUUGCCACUAUUAUGAAAUAAUUGUUUUGACCCUGUACAUGUGCUUUUGAAGCGCCAACUGGAUGGAUUUCUACAUGCACGCUUUCAUUAUGUGGCCGUGGUGAAAAUAGUACCUGUGUAUAAGCUCAUCUGGUAUUUACAAUGGAUACAAACCGCUGGAGCUCACCUGUAACAAGCCGACCUCCUACCCCUCGGCAUCGGUUCUUUACCCUCAGACCAGGUGAUCUAAGCAGAGAUAAAUCCAGCUCAAAGGUGUUAAAGAAGGCCAGGUCGUUCCGUGAUGAUUUUAAGGUGCUUAUCAAGCGACGGCCCUCCAGUAACCAGGCACUGUCCCCUGUCAAGACGCACCGAAAUAAUGGCAAGGGAGGUAAAUCCGGGCUGAUGCGCCACAACAGCAUGAAUGAAGGCACCAAAGUGGAAAAGCUGGUUGAAAAAGAUGACGACAUCGACAAACUCAAAGAUGAGGUUGCUAAUGUUCACCGCUCCCUGGGUUACAUAAAAGAGGUGGUGGACAAGGAGAAGUUACAGAUUCUCCCCGGUUCAGCCACCAUCGUCCUCGACACCGUCAUGGAAGUCUUCACCCUGCUAAGUAACUACUUCAUGAAUCAGGAAAGCUCGACACUGAUCUCACGACACAACCAAGUGUACCAGAGCCUUGCCCGCUUCAUCCGCUGGUCAGAUGAUAUCCUUCUCCAUGGAGACAAGGCCCUGAACAAGGAUAAUGCAAAUGAGGUCAUCAGAGCCUUGUCUGAUGGGGUCAAGGAGCUGACCCAGAUAUCUAUAGACAAAUUAGAACUUAGAAAAACAAGUGCUCCUACCUCCCCUGGUAGCAAUGGCAGUGCAAGUUUACAAGAAAGUUACUCCUCCAAGACCUGCUCCCUGCCCGAUAUUCCCCUUACCCCAAGGGAACGUGAGAUUCUGGCAGAGACGAGUGUGGACACGGGGAUGUAUGACAACACCGACAGACUGUCUCACUCCAACGACAGCCUCAUCAACAAUAACUACGUCACUCUGUCGGACAAGGAGAGCUCCCCACCCCCCAAGCCUCCACUCCCGUCGGGGAGAGUCUCCCCUAAUCUACACAUAGGGUCUUUAGGCCGACCUUCCUCAGGGGAAGUAAUGCAGACCUCGAUUGCGCCCCCACCACUUCCGCAGAAGCGACGAUCUCAAGGCGGCUCAGACCUUAUGACAAGCACACCAAACACAGAUAUGGAGCAAGUUUCCAGACUGUCCCCUCACAGUAGUAUGUCCAGUCCCUCAGGUGACCAAGCCAUGGGGUCAUUAUCCAGUCAUUUAGCCACGUUCAGCCAAUCGCCACGCAGCACAUCACCACUGAGUCGCUCUCCAACAAGCAGUGUGGGAUCCGGUUUGAACCAGUCAACCGAGGAUCUACUGGGCAUGUCCAGCAAAGGUAGCAGUCUGACUAAUAGUGUAUCUGUGACGUCGUCGUCAACGGGAUCUACGCCGACGUCAGAUCCCAGCCUGUCGAUGUAUGACAACAUGAACAUGCCAGCCAUAGGUGAACGCAUCCCCGGGAUGACACAGUGUGUUGAUCAGAUCAAUCAGCUGACCUUCAAAAUUAACCAGCUGACCACAAACAUUGAGGAAAAGCCCCCACUCUUGCCGGACAAGAAACGACAGUUCGGGCGCUUCCCAUCAACAUACGACAACUUGCCCGAUGCUUUUUUCCACAUGCCUGGCACCAAGGUGGUGGUGGGUCGCAUGUUUGAGCAGCGCACGAGCUCGAUGUCGAGCAGCCGGUCGCUGACAACGUGUAGCAUCACGCAGCGCACCAGCUCGCAGGAGACGUACUCGAGUUCAGAGACCUUCUCCAGUACUAGUCACUCCAGCAUGGAGAGUCUUCCCAAUAGACCGCCGCCCCUACCACCAAAGAAAAGACACAUCCAUGCUUACAUGCAGACAAUCGGAUCCUACACUCAGCCUUCAGCAUUGGAAUACCUGCCCCGUCACUCCAUCAACUUCUACGAGUCUCAGUGGCACCGCCACCAGGAGGAGCUGUUUCAACCGCUACAGGUUCGCUCUAACACAAUCAGCGUCAUGUCAGACCUCUCAUCAGGAAGCUCAGACUUGUUCUCACUGGAAGACGGCUUCAGCUCCGCAUCUCCCCCGGCACUGCCAUCAAAGCAGAGAGCUCUGCCUUGUAGUAGUCACUCCUCUGCGUCUGGUCAGUACGACUUCAAUAUUGACCUCAGAGAGAAGGCCUCCAGUCUGAUAGAGACGCCAACCUCACUGACAGUAGACUUUGGUAAUGACCUCAAAAGGUCAUCUGCACCAGCGAAUAUGGAUGAACCUUCAGCUGAGAGGAAGCCAGCGUCACCAAAGCCUGACAUCCAGAAAGAUGCUGACUCGGACUUCGCUGAGUUAAAUCCGCUUGACGAUGUUGAUGUGUCCGAUCAGAUGGUUCGCAAAAAGAAGGGUGAGGAUGGGCCUGACAUUAGGGGUGGAACAGUCGAUGCCCUCAUUGUUCAUGCCACAACGGCCGGCAAAAAUGGCUCUGAAGGAGACCUAGUUAAAGCUGAAGACCUGAUGUACCAGGAGGCCUUCCUGACAACUUACAGAACAUUUAUCUCCCCUAGAGAGCUGAUAGACAAACUCCUCUACAGGUUCCACAAGUUCCACCAUUGCAGUGAUCACAAGAAGCGCGCCUCGCGCAACGCAUUCUCACUGCUUGUACGCAUUAUUGACGAGUUGAGUUCUACAGAACUUGAUGACAGUAUUAUACAACGCAUGAUGGACCUUGUCUUUGAACUGCUGUGCCAAGGGGAGUUAAUGCUAGCUAGGUUAUUACGGAGGAAAAUCAUCGAAAAGUGCGAAGCGCGAAAGAAAGCCCAGGAGGCCAGCAAGCUAGUUCAUCUUCUUUCAUCAAAGAGUAUCUCAACACACCCUCCAGACUUGUUGCAGUUUAAGUCCCAUGAUUUGGCAGAACAAAUGACACUUAUGGACGCAACACUUUUCCAGAAAAUUGAGAUUCCUGAAGUUUUACUCUGGGCCAAAGAACAAUCAGAGGAGCUUAGUCCCAACCUGACUUUGUUUACUGAACACUUCAACAAAAUGUCAUACUGGUGUCGCACAAAGAUUUUAGUCCAGGAAGAAGCCAAAGACAGGGAGAAGUACUUGAUGAAAUUUAUUAAAAUCAUGAGGCAUUUACGGAAGAUCAGUAACUUUAACUCUUACCUGGCAAUUCUCUCAGCCCUGGACUCGGCACCUGUGCGGAGAUUAGAGUGGCAGAAACAGAAUAUGGAGGCCUUGAAGGAGUUCUGUCAGCUGAUAGACAGUUCCUCGUCAUUCAGGGCAUACCGUCAAGCCUUGGCUGAGACAGAGCCACCAUGUAUACCAUACAUAGGCUUAAUCUUACAAGAUCUGACUUUUAUAAACAUUGGGAAUCCUGAUUAUCUGGCCGACGGCAGCAUCAACUUUGCUAAACGCUGGCAGCAGUUCAAUAUACUAGACAACAUGAGGCGCUUCAAGAAAUGUAAUUAUCCUAUAAAGAGAAGCGAAAAGGUCCUGUCUGUUUUCAACAACUUUGACGAUUAUCACAGUGAAGAGACGUUAUGGCAGAUCUCUGAGAAAAUCAAGCCACGUGGUGGAGUGAAGAAAAAAGUGGAGUCUACGGAAGAAGCAAAAGCCUCUUAAUGGACCAAGAGACAAUCCAUGCUAAUAUCAUCAUCGGUGCUCAGUCAGUUCAUUUGGGGUGUCACAGUUAGCCAUGUGACAUAUCCCCAAUGCCUAGCUUGACGUUUUAAGUUGUGUUCAAGUUGGCUGAAUUUUCAAAGACAGAAAACUGUUUUCAUGCCUUCAGCCUCCAAAAGCCUGAAUUAUUUAGCAGUCUUGUACAGUUUUUGUGGACAAAAGCAAUUUUUGUCCAGUUUUGCAAUUAAGAUUUUUUUUUAAACAAAGUAUCUGUGAUGUUACGUUGUGUAAUUUGGUAUUAUUUUACACAAAGUUUUAGUUUGUUGAAUUUUUUUUUUUUUCCUUUUUUUUUUUUUUACAAUUUGCGUGCAUGCUGGUGUUAGUGUACGGGGUAUUACCCCCCAUGUUAGUUAAUAUGAGAGCGAAAGCAGGCUGUCAGCACUAGUACCUUUGCCUUCUUUCACUCUACUCUUUGGGCAGGAAAUAAAUGGAUGCCUUUUUGAUUUUAGACUACUGAUCUUUUUCUACACUUAAAUUUACCUCUUUCUUGAAUAAUACCCUGUUUAAGUGUUGCCUGUGUAUCAACUAGUAGUGUAGCUAUUUUUAAAAUUUAGCUCUUCUUAUCCAGAAAGAGAAAGGUAAGAGUCAAAUGUCCUAUGGGCAAGAAACGAGUCAAGUCCAUGGCAGUGUUAUUAAUAGUAUUGUUCACACUACAGGUUUGUCAUUAAGAUGCACUAUGUGGGAAGCACUUUUCUACUUUCCUAAAGCAAAAACAAAGUAAAUUGAUCUCUGGCUCUAAUGUAACUUUAUAUACCUCCUGUAGUCGGCUGUUGUCAUACAUCUCUUCCUUUCUUUUGUUUCAUAUAUUUGUCUCAUUUUUACGUUUGUACAAAAUGUGGUAUUUUAUCAAAGCACAAAUACGAAUUCUAGUUUUGCCAUUUCCUUAUAUUUCUUCCCAUGUUAUUGGUUGUUUUUGUUUUGUUGUCACAAUUUAUCCAAUGCAUAAUACUUGGAGGCCUUGCAAACUGAUCCCACAGAUAGGCUACGUGCUCACUUCUCAGCUGUUCUCACCUAAUUAUGGGGUCCCUGAUAGUGUAAGUUACAAAGUAAUGCUUAUUCCAUGCUCAAGUCAUCUUGCAAGUAGGUAUCUACAGACUAGUGUGCCUGCACACUUCUCUUCUGUAUACAUCUGUGUCAGCACAAAUUGUCCAUUAGUGCACUUCUGUGUUCACAAGCUGGCACUGCUUGUACACAUAUACAUGUAUACAUAUAUAAGCAAAUUAUCAUUGCAAACAGUGGAGCAAAAUCACAUUUCCGUUUCAUGCUUUCUUGUGUCUAGGAACAAUCAACUGCUGUACUGUGACAUUAGGACAACAUUUCUUGAUGUACGUUUGUCAGGGUGUAGUUCUUGCCAAUUUGUCAACGUCCAGAUACAUGUUUUGUGUACUUAUGGAAUAUGUUGACAAGCCUAAAACAUGUUGACGAUGUGUAACUUGUUUAUAAAGUACCCACCCGUGACUACUGACUGAAAAUAUGGACAGCAAUGAAUUCAUUCACGUAUGCACUUGAGUAAUAACUCAAAAAAUGGAUUUCUUAAGCUUUGCUCCAAGAAUGACAACAAGUUGAUGUAGGAUCAGAUAGUGAACAUCAUCGUUAAAUUUUAUUUUCAAUUCUCGUAUUAACUUUCAUAUUUCAUUCUUAUACAUUACAGUAUAGUACAUACUAGCCUUAUCAUUGGUUAAUGAAAUUUAUGUUAGUUUGGGGUGUGGAAAUGCAUUUGUUGAGGAAUGUACAGGUGCACACGAAUAUGAAUUCUGUAGACCAUGGAAGUAGAAUGUCAAUCUAACAAUUCGGGAAGAAGCUGUUAAAAUGCUUCCUUCCUGAUGAUAAUGACGCCAAUGUAAAUAUCAAGUUUAAUGGACUGACCUGUAUGUAGUAGGUAAUAUGGUAGCUCUGAGAUCGGUUGGCCACGACUCUUCACAGCUUAGCUCCCACAUUAACUUUGUAUUUCUGGAAGCUAAGCUGGGAAGAAUGGGAUGAAAGGUCUCAGAUCUAGUAAUAUGGUUAUUUUGUACAUGGAACAAUGUGGUGGCGCAGAUCAACAUCUUACCGGGUACUUGGGGCUGGAGAAAACGAAAGGAAAAGUUGAAAUGUGCCCUUUUGUAUAACUGGUCAUUUUGGACUCUUUUAAUUUAUUGCAGUUGUGGAAGAUGAGUUGUCACAUGUACUUGCGGUCAGGGAAGUUACUAGAUGGACUUCUCACAAGAAUACAUAAAAUCGUUAUUAACAGCAAUGUAAUUGUUCUUGGAUGAAUUGUACACAUUUGUAUUUAUUGAAGACCUGACCUAUGGAAUUGAAUCGCCUUUUUAUAUGUAUAUUUUGCAAAAACUGUGUUUAUUGUGUAUCAUAGACUCAGUACGGUAUGGUAGACAAUUAUUCUCAGUGAUUUUGUACCUUUCAUAAAGUGACCUAUUCACUUGAUAUUUGCUUAUGCUAUUUUGCCUGGAAUGUGCCUCUUUGUUGUCGUUUCUAAAAUCUUUUUGCGAAUUGUCAUUUAUCAUACCUAUUA